Myxozyma melibiosi is the source of this 1379-nucleotide messenger RNA. RefSeq lists its product as uncharacterized. Bases 278 to 1321 code for a protein of 347 amino acids. The record is from RefSeq and is a predicted model, not a curated record. The transcript has 3 exons. NCBI's taxonomy places the organism in Eukaryota, Fungi, Ascomycota, Lipomycetes, Lipomycetales, Lipomycetaceae.
UAAGGGCUCAGUGUCCGAAAGAUAAGACUUAUCGCGUGUUAACUCCCGGGCGAUGGCAUGACUCAGUGCUGCGUCAGGCCACAGUAGAGCUCGUAAAUGUAGGGCAGCACGGGCCGUUGAGCCUGUCAGAGCCUGCGAUAAGAAGAUCUUGCUCUCCCAGCUGGCUCUCCUGCCAUAUUGCUCUUUUCCCUCUCCUUCUCUGCUCUCCCUCCGUAAGAUCCAUACUCUUUCUCUGCUGCGUAAAGUACCUGCACUCACUCGAAAACCAAAGCAAAAAAUGGCUACUAUCACAACCGUCACCGAGCACGUCGAGAACCACGAGGGCCAGAUGGUGCCGAUCACCAUGCGCGAGCUCGUCCAGGUCCCGGGCGUCGUCCUCGAGGACUGGUUCGUCGACCUCAUCCGCGACGGAUACUGCAUCGUCAAGGGCGCCGUCUCGAAGGAGCACUGCGAGGAGUACGUCCAGAACAUCUACGAGCUUCUCGAGUCCUUCAAACUCGGAUUCGACCGCCGCGAUCCCUCCACUAUUCACAAGACCAAGCUCCCUCCUAUGACCGAGAAGGGAAUCCUCAAGGACAACGCCAUCUCGCACGAGGACUUUGUCUGGAAAGUCCGCGCCGAGCCCGGCGUCAUCAGCACUUUCGAGCGCAUCUACAACACCGAGGACCUCAUCGUCUCUUUCGACGCCAUCAACGUCUCUUUCCCCAAGCGCACGGAUGUGCCCAAAAAUGCUCCCUGGCCGCAUCAGGAUCAGAACCCCAAGAAGCCUGGCUUCAGAUGUCUGCAGGGACUCGUCAACCUGCUGCCCAACGGCCCCAACGACGGCGGUCUUGUCGUCAUGAAGGGCGGCCACAAGCUCAGCAACGAGUUCCACAAGCUGAACGACACACAAGAGCAGGAGGUCGCUGUUUUCUCGACCGAGUACUACACACUCAGCGACGACGCCGUCGCCUGGUUCGCCUCCAAGGGCUGCGAAUGGGUCAAGGUCUGCGCCGACCCCGGUGAUCUCAUUCUCUGGGACUCUCGCGCGCCUCACUACAACUGCGGCCCCGAGGGUGACAACCACCGCAUGGCUGUCUACACUUGCUACAUGCCUGCCGCGGAGGCGUCGCAGGAGGACCUCAAGAAGAAGAAGAUGUGCUUCGAGAACAGAUACUCGACCAGCCACUGGCCCGAUGUCCAGUUCUACAGCGACAACCACCCGCGCCGCGAAGGCGUGCCCGAGCCUGAUUCGGCUAUCCGCCAGCAGCCCCUGCACGAGCCCGUCCUGAGCGAGCGCGCUUUCAAGCUUACCGGAAUUCCCUACAUCAAGGACGAGUAAGCUGAUUGCUUUGUCUUUAGUAUUUUCUUUUGGUUGGUGUAGUUGAAUUCCUCUUUUU